Triplophysa rosa is the source of this 3326-nucleotide messenger RNA. RefSeq names its product CD276 antigen homolog. The record is from RefSeq and is a predicted model, not a curated record. Gene Ontology annotation, biological process: T cell costimulation; cellular response to lipopolysaccharide; negative regulation of T cell proliferation. The coding region runs from base 1619 to 2074 and encodes 151 amino acids. Lineage: Eukaryota; Metazoa; Chordata; Actinopteri; Cypriniformes; Nemacheilidae. The transcript has 3 exons. Gene Ontology annotation, cellular component: external side of plasma membrane.
UGUAUUUUCAGAUUCCGUGACCGUGCUUUACGUGAGUUGGUGUUAACAUCAGGUCCAAAUGAUUUUAAUAAUAUAAAAUAGAUGUGAUUGGACAUCACCAGAGUGAAUUUGGGUAUCAUUGGAGUGAUUUUCAGUUAAACAGGGAGUGUCGUGGAAGAUCAGUUGUUCAAUGCAGAAAGAAAUCACGAAGACCAAGGAGCCAGGUUUCAAGAAGUUCAAUCUUUAUUUGCUCGAGCAAGCAAAAGUGAGAGACACAGAGUUCAUCUGAAGAUGUCCAACAAAUACAUAUCUGACUCCAUACUUUAUACAGAAAUCUCAAGUUGUUUUUCACAUUGUUAGCCAAAUCAGGCUUCACAUGAUAUCAUCUUUUGCCAAUCAGGUUUAACAUGAUAUCACCUUUUUAUUAGCACAUCCCCUUUCUGGGUUGUUACCAUUAUAUUUAAAUCGUGUCUGUGCUCGCUACAGUUAUCUUUCUAGCCCACCAUAUUAGGAUUUAAUCGUAGCGAGCGCCUUUCAGAAUUGUUUAAAGAAAAAUAUACUGUAUAUAUCAUGAUGGACCCUUUUAAAACCUUUUAGCAGGUAGGUGUAUAUCAUAAUGUUAUUUACUAGACACCUUUCUUGCUUACUACAGUUUUAUGGUUUAACAUGAACUCAUGGUUAAGUGUAAUAUUGUGCAGUUUGUUUAAAAAAUGUAAUAAUGAACACACCAGUGUUCGUGACUUUGUGCAAUAAAUUAAAUAAUGCACAAACUAGUGUCUACUUUUGUGGUAUAAAUUAAAUAAUAAACAAACUAAUGUCUACAAAAGCGUGUGCGUGUUGUAAGUGUAAUAUUGUGCAGGUGCCUGGUGGUGCUUGGUGCUCAAACCAUGAGGCCCAUAUAGCCUGUAUUAUGUCAGAGGAAUGCAUGAAAUCUAUAACUAACUAAAUGUAUCAUUUUAUAUGAGAAAACUCAAUACUAUAAUAGAAAAACCACCAUGGGAGCGGUCACCUGCUAUGAUGCAUUUUCAGAUUCAGUGACCGUGCUUUAUGUGAGCUGGUGUUAACAUCAGGACCAAAUUAUUUUAAUGAUAUAAAAUAAAGGAGAUUAGACAUCACCAGAGUGAAUUUAUAAUGUCAUCAAAAGUUUUAAAAAUAAUAAAACGUAUUCUUUGUAAAAUAAGUAACCUCAGAAAUAGCCCGAGGAAAAAACAAAAAUAAUUUUAAAACAAACAUAACAACUGUCAUGAUAAUACAGAAUGUAAUCGGGUCUUGUCUUUUAAAUGAAAGAGCAUGUUGUGCACUAUUCAGUCGGCGCUUCUGUUUCUCCCGAAGUCUGCUUCAGGCAUAAGCUACACACACACACGAGCGCGAGGCAACAUGACGUUAUCGCGGAGUGGGCGGUCAUGUAUAUAGUUAAGAAACUCCCCUUCCGCGCUCGCGAUAACGUGUACGUGCACCAGGCACGUUCUCGCGUGAAUAAUUACGAAACAGCGCCCUCUAGUCACAGAUUUCGAUAGGUCACAGAUUUCGGCACACUUUGCUAAUGCUAACACAUUACUUCCUGGUGACGGAAGCAUUCUUUGAGAACUUGUCACAGACCUGCUACACGUAUAUUAUAUCUUCGUAAUAUUGAACCACCAUGAUUGUCGGGUGCCUUAUCUACCUGUUUGCAGUGUUGCUUAACAAAGUGUCUCUGGAGGUCUCAGUUACAGGCUAUGUUGGAGACCCUGCUGUCUUACCGUGUUCUUACACAGAAGAUAAAAAUAAAGUACAAGAAGUGUCUUGGAAGUACGAUCACAAAAAAAUUGUGUAUGAGUUUAGUCCAGAAAGUCCACAAAGUAAUAUGGACAGUGAAAGAUUUGAAUCUUUUCGUGAUGAGUAUGACAGUGGAAACUACUCUAUCAAAAUCAAGAAACUAGUAAUAACUGAUAAAGGCGUGUACACCUGCAUAAUCACACCAGCAGAUUAUGUUGCGAACAUAAAGCUUAUCAUCAAGGAACAGACCAAGAUCCAAGAUCCAAGCUCCAAAGGUGAAACCCACUGGAGCUUAUUACAGUAUCUGUUGUUGUUGAUGUUUAACUUUUUGUUGUUAUGAUUGUGAUCAUUCUGUACAUAAAAAUGGAUAUGUACGUCCCAUUAGAACAAUGUAUGCAUCCUGUCAAACUAUCCAUCCAGAUUACACAGAAUUAACUUUUUUGUCUAAGACAUUUCAGGACAUUACCCUUUCCCAAUGUUGUUGGACUGGUUGUAGUUGUUGUAGCAGAUUCUGAACAUUACACUAAUACUUUGUAUUGUACAAAACAAUACCAACUGCAAAACAGUUAAGCAAAAUAAUACCUUAUAGAGAACAUACUGGGUCUUUUGGUUUACAAAAACCAAAAUUUUAUGGAGAUGCAGAUUUCAUUUUCCAACAGGACUUGGCACCUGCACACAGUGCCAAAGCUACCAGUACCUGGUUUAAGGACCAUGGUAUCCCUGUUCUUAAUUGGCCAGCAAACUCGCCUGACCUUAACCCCAUAGAAAAUCUAUGGGGUAUUGUGAAGAAGAUGAGAUAUGCCAGACCCAACAAUGCAGAAGAGCUGAAGGCCACUAUCAGAGCAACCUGGGCUCUCAUAACACCUGAGCAGUGCCACAGACUGAUCCACUCCAUGCCACGCCGCAUUGCUGCAGUAACUCAGGCAAAAGGAGCCCCAACUAAGUAUUGAGUGCUGUACAUGCUCAUACUUUUCAUGUUCAUACUUUUCAGUUGGCCAUGAUUUCUAAAAAUCCUUUCUUUGUAUUGGUCUUAAGUAAUAUUCUAAUUUUCUGGGAUACUGAAUUUGGGAUUUUCAUUAGUUGUCAGUUAUAAUCAUCAAAUUAAAAGAAAUAAACAUUUGAAAUAUAUCAGUUUGUGUGUAAUGAAUGAAUAUAAUAUACAAGUUUCACUUUUUGAAUGGAAUUAGUGAAAUAAAUCAACUUUUUGAUGAUAUUCUAAUUAUAUGACCAGCACCUGUAUACUGUAUAUAACAAAACAAAAUUCAAAUGAAGCAACAUGAAACACAAACACUGAACUCAAUGCAAAUCUAUUAUAAUAAAAUGUUUCCAACACUUUGUGGACGUUCCCUAAAUUCCCAGACUGUAAGAAUGUGGGUGGCUUAGUAAACAUUAUUUUAAUUUGCUAAAACAUAUUUAUUCUUAAUUACAUUACUUUUUUAAUCGCUCUGCUUUCAAGAAUGAGUGUUUGUUUAAACAUUUUCUAGUUUAAAAUUAUAGUAUCUGAGUAAAUUUCACAUUACAUUUACUGUACAUUUGUUACACUGUCAUCUGGACUAUAUUUGUAAAAUAAGUGCAUAAAUAUAAAGACAUGA